Molecule: messenger RNA, 1380 nt
Organism: Dermatophagoides farinae (American house dust mite)
Lineage: Eukaryota; Metazoa; Arthropoda; Arachnida; Sarcoptiformes; Pyroglyphidae
Biological process (GO): sodium ion transport
Cellular component (GO): membrane
Molecular function (GO): sodium channel activity
Source: RefSeq, a predicted model, not a curated record
CGAUUAUAAAAGAGAAUUAAAAGAUCAAGUUUAUUUUCCAGGCAUCACAAUUUGUGCACCAACUAUUAUAACACCUAAAUUAUUGUCAAAAUUUUAUCCAAAAUUUGCUACAUUCAUGAACGAAAAUGUCAACAAACAAUCGGAAUCUGUCUAUAAAACAUUCAAAUAUUAUGAAUCAAAAAUGUUGAGUAAUUAUAGCAUAAAAGAAAUAAUUUAUUACUAUAGUGCAAGAAUGCGAAAUGUGAUACGUUCAUGUCGUUAUAAUCCACUAAGAUAUCGAUAUAUGAAUAAAUUUAAUGAAUAUAUACCAGAAUUGAAUUGUGACUCAUUAUCAGCUGUUCUAAGCAGUAUAUUUGCUGGUAAAAAUGUUGGACAUUUUUCAGUAAAAUGGUGAUUAAAAUUGAUGAUUGGAAAAAUCAAUUACCAAAUGAUACCUAUGAUUACAUGAAAAAACAUGGUUCGAAUACAUUUCUUAGUUAUGAAGAGUAUAUGAAUUUAUAUGGAAAACUUGUCUUACAAAUGUCACCCGAUUAUAAUCCAGCCAUCAAUAUUGAUUUGGAUCUUGGUGAUGAUCAAUGGAAAAAUUUGGCAGAUCCAAAUGAGAUUGGCGUUGCUAUACAUCCACCUGAAAUUUUACCUGAAAUGAAAAAUUUUGUUUAUUUCAAACUGAAACGUAACUAUAUGCUUGAAGUUUCAUUUACAAAGAAAAUAUUCAAUGAAACCGGUUAUAAUUUGAAUUGUCGUAAUUAUAAUGAUGAAGAUAUCUUAUACAAGUUAUUUGGAACACACGAUGGUUGUAUUAAUUCUUGUAUCAAUCAAAAUUUUUUUCAGGAUAAUUUUUGCUAUUCCUAUUUUCAUAUGAUUACAAUAACCAGAAUGGUUGAUGAGGAAAUGAAAUUUCGAAUUUGUCCACAUGAAAAACAGGAUUAUUUACGAUUUCUUCGACAUCGAAAUCAUUGUCUUUCUCAUUCAUCCUGUAGAAAAGAAUGUGUCAAUAAUGAAUUGGAUAUUGAUUUUCAUUUAACCAGAAUUCAACCCCCUAACGGAACGAAUUCUUUUGCUCGAAUUCAUAUACGUCUGUCAACUAUUCCAUAUAAAAUUUAUAGUUAUCGAAAUUUAAUGACAAAUAAUGAAGUAUUUGGUAUAAAUGGUGGCCAUAUGGGAUUAUGGCUUGGUUUAUCCGUUAUCGUUUCAUACAAUGUUAUUGCCGAUUAUAUAAUUCCAUUUCUGAAGCUUUUAUUUUGUAUAAUCUGUAAAAAUGUAGAUUGAUUUGUUUACAUUUUUCAUAUAGUUGCAUUAGACAUUCUCGAUCAUAUAAUUGUAAUUGACUUUCGGUUUUUUUUAUCAAAUAAAAUAAAAUUAUAUUCCAUAAAUUGAUAA